CAAGACUAUACGCCACAACAAACUCUAGUUUCGAAAAUAGUCGUGGGAAAGCGAAAGGUUUCUAAAAUACCCAGAGCUGCAGAAAAAUGACGGCCUCUAAUAUCGGCAAUGGUCCGGAGAAGAAUUUCAACGCAAAAGAAGAACGAAAGCUGCGGAAACCCUUGAUAGAGAAGAGACGCAGAGAGAGGAUAAACUCAAGCCUUGAGCAGCUAAAGGGUAUUAUGGUGGAUGCCUAUAAUUUGGAUCAAUCUAAAUUGGAGAAGGCAGAUGUUCUUGAGAUAACGGUUCAGCACAUGGAGAACCUUCAAAGAGGUUCAGGUAGUAGCAUCAGUCCAGGCACUGGGUUUGAGUCUCGACAAAGAUACAGUAGCGGCUAUAUUCAGUGCAUGCAUGAGGUGCACAACCUGCUCCUGAGUUGCCCUGGGAUGGACAAAACUCUGGGUGCUCGUCUGCUAAACCACUUGCUGAAAUCUCUUCCCCAUAUCAGCACCGAAGCCGGCGGCACGAGUUCUGUUGGCACCCCUGGUCCUCUUCCUCUAUCCCCUACCCAAUCCCCUCUAAACCUGCCCUCCUUACAUCCCCAUCCUCUCCACCUGCACACCCCUCCAACUCCUUCCCCACCCUCCAGCCCCACUCACUCUCCCAGAGUCCCACCGAAUAGAGAGAGACCACGCGAACAGUCCUCUCCCCCCAGGUCUCCUUCCCCUCAGUCUCCAGCACGAUCUGCCCUUCCCCCUUUCUUUCCAGGAGCUGAUCCCUCUAUGUGGAGACCCUGGUGAAUGAAUGCAGCCCAGCCCCCCAUUUGCCCUCCCCCUGCCCUUCCUUGGCCUGCCCUCUUCUACCUAAUAGUUUCCAUUACAUUUGAUCUCUUGGGAGGUUGGAGUGCUUUCCACUCAAAGGGGUGCAUCAUAUUGAGUUACAAAGUCCCAUGGGGAUGUGGUAUCAUUUAAAGCACUGUACUGCAUGCUUGGAAGCACAUUAUGCUAUGUUCAUGUUUUGAGGGUAUGAUAACAAAUGACACCAAAGCUGCCCUCGUUGACUGUAUAUACUAGUAUUGCUGUCUUGACCACUUGUAGGGAAAGUUUAUAUUACCUUACUUUGCCUUUUCUCUCUUUUUUUUUACUAGCUGGGUUUUAGACAUGGUUUACUGUGGGUUUUAGGGGAUUUGUUGAAAUUAUGCAUGUUUCUCUACCUUAAAUGCAAAACACUAAC
Messenger RNA from Sinocyclocheilus rhinocerous, 1212 nucleotides. RefSeq names its product hairy-related 8a (gene her8a). Gene Ontology annotation, biological process: regulation of DNA-templated transcription. The transcript is spliced from 4 exons. Gene Ontology annotation, molecular function: protein dimerization activity; DNA binding. The record is from RefSeq and is a predicted model, not a curated record. Lineage: Eukaryota; Metazoa; Chordata; Actinopteri; Cypriniformes; Cyprinidae. The coding region runs from base 87 to 779 and encodes 230 amino acids.